This is a messenger RNA of Spodoptera exigua (beet armyworm), 819 nucleotides long. The record is from the annotation of a GenBank genome assembly. Lineage: Eukaryota; Metazoa; Arthropoda; Insecta; Lepidoptera; Noctuidae.
AUGACUGCACGGUUGGCGCGGUGGCUGGGCAACUGGCUGCCGUGCAACGUGUCGCGGCUUCGAUUCCCGCACGGAACAACUCUUUCUGUGAUCCACGAACGAUAUUAUAUAGAGCAAACGCUAUGCAAACAAGACUUUUACUAUAAAAAAUAUCAGGAAGACAAGAAUGCCCAAGAUGCACCAGAUAGAAUUAUUAAUCUAAUGCGUUCAUAUUAUGAAGAGAAUCACGCGAGAAUUGCAGCUUUAAACCCUUUGAGGUUCAUGUACGAAGAAAGCCCAUACUAUGAACAAGGAUAUGUCAUUUCAGAAAUACUGGAAAGGUACAGAAAGAUGGUUGAAACAGUUCAAAGGCCUUUUAAAUAUAAGUCGGAUAGUUUCUUUGUGAUCCUCAAGCGAGUCGAGUUGACACAAAAACUCUACUUCGAAAUCUACCACUUGGCAAGGAUGAUGCAUGAGACUCCAAGGAAAUGGAAGAGUGUACCGGAGUUCAGGGAAACAGAGCAACUACCUAUGUCCAAAAACAAAAAAGGGGGUUCCGCAACUCUUUUGUCCGAUGACGAGGCCCAAGGUCCAAGCGCAGAAGAUUUGGCAAAAAUAAACGAAUUCAAAGAAGCAAUAGGCGCCGCCGAGAAAAAACGGCAACUAGAAAAGAAAAGGAAACGUAAACUCAAUAAAAAAAUACGAGAAUUGAUAUUGCAGAAGGCUGAGAAGUAUCCCAACAUGAAGUUCAAUUACUCUGAAUGGUUUAAACAUUUGGAAAGGAAAUAUAAUGAAAAGUGGCCCAUUGAUUACGGAUGGGAAAUCGAAGAUGACUGGUAA